Hyaloperonospora brassicae is the source of this 1095-nucleotide messenger RNA. Lineage: Eukaryota; Oomycota; Peronosporomycetes; Peronosporales; Peronosporaceae. The record is from the annotation of a GenBank genome assembly.
AUGCAGACGCGUCAACAUAUUUAUCGACCUUCAGCGCUGGUGUUGCUGCUGUUUGUUGGCCUGUUAGCCCUUGCAGCACUUCAACCCGUCACUUCAUCCGCCCGAUGUUUUGCAAAGCCAAGAGAGCCAACGCCUGCUGUUGAGCCAUUCGACAAACCGGAGGUCUCAGAUGACGUCCCUGUUCCUGAUGAGACGGUGGAAGAUGGUCAGCCGAGCGAGGGCAGUAAAGCUGACGUCCAGAGCCCGACUUCCGACAUAUCGACUGGCAGCGAUGCGUCGACUCCGCCUUUGUCGGCCGAAGACCACGCGACGUUCGGCGACAUCGUCUCCGGCGACGACAAAUGUGUCAUUGGCAAUCCGAGUACUUAUGUCACGCGCGAGGACGUGGACUGGGUGUGGAAACACACCAUGGAGAAGUACGUGCCGCAGUUCACGAACCUGGCCUUCGACCAGCUCGUGACCAACAACGGGUCGCUUAGCUACUGCGUUCGGUGGGACAACGACAAGAAGCUGACCAAAGCCGUCGCGUCCAAGUUCCAGGCCAUGCUGGAGAAGCAGCUCAACUUGUGGCACCGUUGGCUCGUCGGGUACAACUGCUGGCCGAUUGACAAGAUCGACGUGACGAUCGUGGGCUACGCCGUCCGUGAUAAGGCCAUUAUGGACUGGAGCGACGACUCGCUGGGCACGAUCUACGAAGGCGUUUUGGAUGCUGAAGGCAGUCCCAUGUGUCCGGACGAAUGCUACAAGCACAAAGGGCAGGCGGCUAGCGCCGAUACGAGUGCGUGCAAAGCUGAGCCCUUUGACAUGUCGUUUUGGCCGUCGACGAAACCGGGUGAGAAUGCGAUUGGCACUGGUGGCGACUGGGGCCAGCGCGUGGAGGUGAACGAUAUGCUCGCGAAUAUGGAGAACGACCACAUGAUAGUGUUGCUGCAUGAAAUCGGUCACAGCUUUGGUCUGCCGGAAAUGUACGAAGGAAAAAACAAACCCAGCACCUUUCCUGUCUGCGUCAUGGACGCCCACGACGAGGUCACGGACGGAGAUGGCUGGUUGCUGCGAAGCAUUCUGGAGAACAUCAAGUCUCGCUACGACUUUUAA